AUGUCUGAAGGGUGUGCUGACUUACAUUUAUUGGACAUGCUAACUCCUUCAGAGCGGAAGCGACAAGGUUAUAUCCAUGAGCUGAUUGUCACAGAAGAAAAUUAUGUUAGUGACCUGCAGCUAGUCACUGAGGUCUUUCAGAAACCUUUGCUCGAGUCUGAUUUGCUGACAGAGAAAGAAGUGGCCAUGAUUUUUGUGAACUGGAAAGAGCUCAUCAUGUGUAAUAUUAAAUUGUUGAAGGCAUUACGGGUAAGGAAGAAGAUGUCAGGGGAGAGGAUGCCUGUGAAAAUGAUUGGUGACAUAUUAACAGCACAACUGCCUCACAUGCAGCCAUAUAUCCGGUUCUGCAGCUGUCAGCUUAAUGGAGCAGCACUGAUCCAGCAAAAAACAGAUGAAGUUUCAGAAUUCAAGGAAUCUGUCAAAAGAUUAGCAAUGGACCCACAAUGUAAAGGAAUGCCACUAUCAAGUUUCCUACUGAAGCCUAUGCAAAGGGUAACACGCUACCCAUUAAUAAUAAAAAAUAUUCUGGAAAACACCCCAGAAAAUCAUCCCGAUUUUAGCCACCUGAAGCAGGCUCUUGAAAAGGCUGAGGAGCUGUGUUCUCAGGUGAACGAAGGUGUGCGAGAGAAAGAAAAUUCUGACAGGCUGGAGUGGAUCCAGACACAUGUACAAUGUGAAGGUUUGUCUGAGCAACUUGUUUUUAACUCCGUCACGAAUUGCCUGGGUCCUCGAAAAUUCCUACACAGUGGUAAACUUUAUAAAGCCAAAAGUAACAAGGAGCUUUAUGGCUUUCUCUUCAAUGACUUCCUGCUGCUGACACAGAUCAUUAAACCACUAGGUUCUUCAGGAACCGACAAGGUCUUCAGCCCCAAGUCAAAUCUGCAGUAUAAAAUGUACAAGACUCCUAUUUUUCUGAAUGAGGUAUUGGUGAAAUUACCUACAGACCCUUCUGGUGAUGAGCCCAUUUUCCACAUCUCCCAUAUUGACAGGGUGUACACGCUCCGUGCUGAGAGCAUCAAUGAAAGAACAGCUUGGGUGCAAAAAAUUAAAGCUGCUUCAGAACUCUACAUAGAAACAGAAAAAAAGAAGCGAGAGAAGGCCUAUUUGGUUCGUUCUCAAAGGGCUACAGGCAUUGGAAGGCUAAUGGUGAAUAUAGUCGAAGGCAUAGAGCUGAAAGCAUGCAGAUCCAGUGGGAAGAGUAAUCCUUACUGUGAAGUGACUAUGGGCUCUCAGUGUCACAUCACAAAAACCAUUCAGGAUACUCUGAACCCCAAAUGGAAUUCUAACUGUCAGUUCUUCAUUAAAGAUCUGGAACAGGAUGUAUUGUGUAUCACUGUAUUUGAGCGUGACCAGUUCUCACCAGAUGAUUUUUUGGGCCGUACAGAGAUACGUGUUGCUGAUAUCAAAAAAGAUCAAGGCUCCAAAGGACCCGUUACGAAACGACUUCUGCUGCAUGAAGUCCCUACUGGCGAGAUAGUUGUUCGUCUGGAUCUUCAACUUUUUGAUGAAACCUAAGAGUGCUAUAUUGUAUAUGUGUAUUUCUGUACUUUGAAAAGCCACAUAUGGCAACUUUAUCAAGUACGUGCAAAAGCUGUCCAGGAAUGCUGCAAAAUUCAAUACUGCAGUGUCCAUGGAACAUAUUUUGUGUACUGUUUUAUACAUGACACUUAAAAAACAUGGAAUUACAGUUUGUAGAUGUCUCUUUCAUUUGUUAAUAUGUAGCUUUAUCAUCUCCACAUUCCAGUUUGAAUUUUUCAGAUUAUGUGAUGAUAAACAUAAUACUAAGGUCAGUCUUGAACUUGUUUGUUCAAACCUUGGCCAGUGGUUCUGAGGUGGACAUUUAGUGACUUGCACAAGUUUUUAUAGGGGAAUUAUAGAAGCCAAGUUGUAUUUUUGGUAACAUUCAGGUUGCGGUGAGAAAUGUACAUUUUGGACUGUGUCCUUAUGUAGGAUUACAUUUACAGAUAAGGAUUUCUGGCUCAAACAGGCUAUUCAGCCCAACUGGUUCAUGCUGAUGUUUGUGCUCCACUUGAAUCUCUUGCUGUCUUUCUUAAUCUAAAUCUAUCAGCAUAACAGUUUAGUCCCUUCUCCUUCAUAUGCUUCAUUGAAUAAAGUUAACCAUUUUGCCUCUGAGCACUUGAUUCUAACAUUUUUAGGUGUCAAAUUUUAAAACCAAAGCACCAAGUCAAGAUGGUAAGUCAUCGAUUAUUCUAAACCAGUUCAGAAGAACUUCUUGCCACUAACUUAAGUACAAAAUACACAGUUGAUAAAAUGAAGCCUGUGACCCUUAUAUAGCACAUUAGAGAAUAAUUCAUGAUUUAUUGAUUCCUUGCCAUGUGAAUGUGAAUUACUUUAUGAUUUGAAGCAUUUUUGUCAGAAUCUCCUUCUCAUUGAAAACGUUCCUUUAGAAAUUGAUAGGGACUUUUGACUUGGUUUGAACUUCGACUUCUCACUUACCUAACUAGGCUCCCCUAAGAGAACAGAUUCCUCCAAUCAGUCAGUUCACCAGUUGAACCAGCAAACUAGGUUAGGUAUUGGACUAAAGAAACUCAAUCUCCUCAUAACAUCACAACGGUUCUAAGUGGCAUGGCAACUUGUUUCAUCCACUCUAAAGUAAUAAUUAUAUGUGUGGAAGGAGGAAGACAGAAAACUUAUCAUUAGUUUAAAGAAUAAAAAUGAUGUCUACAUAUGUUGUCAACUUAACAUCAUGGAAUCUGUAUUGCACUUUUAGAUGUUGAAUAAACUUAAUUUUAAAUUA
Rhincodon typus (whale shark) is the source of this 2758-nucleotide messenger RNA. RefSeq names its product intersectin-1. Gene Ontology annotation, biological process: positive regulation of Rho protein signal transduction; intracellular signal transduction. The transcript has 12 exons. The record is from RefSeq and is a predicted model, not a curated record. Bases 1 to 1515 code for a protein of 504 amino acids. Lineage: Eukaryota; Metazoa; Chordata; Chondrichthyes; Orectolobiformes; Rhincodontidae. Gene Ontology annotation, molecular function: guanyl-nucleotide exchange factor activity.